Messenger RNA from Halichondria panicea, 2219 nucleotides. Its product is annotated as rho-related protein racA-like. Gene Ontology annotation, molecular function: GTPase activity; GTP binding; protein binding. The record is from RefSeq and is a predicted model, not a curated record. The transcript is spliced from 12 exons. Lineage: Eukaryota; Metazoa; Porifera; Demospongiae; Suberitida; Halichondriidae. Gene Ontology annotation, biological process: small GTPase-mediated signal transduction. Bases 182 to 1999 code for a protein of 605 amino acids.
AUUUGAUGAUCUUUACCAAUGUGCACAGUUUGUGUGUGGGCAUGUCAAUGCCAAAACAAUGAAACCACCUCUAGCUCUGCCUUUGCUCUCCGGGCUGUUCUUCGCUUCUGCUGUACUGUAACGUACUGGCUAAACUCGAGAGUCUCUUUGGUUGGAGCACUUAAAAACUUCUUUCUCGAAGAUGCAACGUGUGAAGGUGGUCAUAGUUGGAGAUUAUGAAGUGGGUAAAUCACGUUUUCUCGUACAAUGGUGCUCCAAUGACUUUCCUGGCAGCGCUGUUUAUGCGGUUGUGGUGGAUGGAAAACCAGUCGAAGUGGUGCUAUGGGAUACACCCGGCCACGAAGACUACGCUAGGCUCCGCCCAUUGCAGUACCCCGAUACUGAUGUUUUCCUCGUUGCAUUUUGUGUCAAAGACCCCAGUUCAUUGACCAACAUCAAAGAGAAGUGGUUACCUGAAAUUCAUCAUUAUUGUCCCAACAAACCCGUGCUGCUACUAGGGCUCAAGUAUGACCUCAGAGGUCAAGAGGUCAAUGGUGGCUACACUGAGGUCCGCCACGAAGAUGCUCUGCAACUGGCAAAAGAUAUUGGAGCGGUGGGUUACUAUGAGGCAAGUACUGUAACAGGAUUUGGUGUGAUGGAGGCAAUGGAUGCUUGUUUGAGGGCGGGGAUAAAACGUAGAUUUGUACUGCCAUGGAAACGAUACUCCCAAUUUUACACGAAUGUCGGUGGAUCUUACAUCCCCCCGCCCCCUCAACCACCGGCCAAUAAAAAAACAGUGGAGAUAAAAGUCCCGUCUUCAACUUUUUCCGCUGAUUGGGCAAAAACGAUAGACAACCCGUCUCAUUCGGACGUAGUCUUGAGACUGGAGGGCAAGACGUAUCAUGCCCAUCGCUAUGUGCUGGCAUCUGCUUCAGAUCUGUUUAGACAGCUGCUCGGGGUGACUCAGAAAGUUAAGGUUGACAACCUGUAUGAUGGGUGUGGCAAGGCACGACUAAUGAACGUUACCAUGGAGAUGGUCAACUCGGGGCAGCUUGAGGGAAUGCUACACAUUGACGACAGACCUUGCUCAGACGGUAGGCAGGUGACAGAGGUGACCUUUGACCCCUCUCUGGUGACGGAGCUGGCGCUAUCUCGUACCCUAACGUUCCUCUACACUGGAGUGGUGGAACUCAACAAAGAGAGCGACGGUAUCGACGAAACAAUCAAGAUUUCUCAGCUGCUAAAUUUGCCUGAGUUAGGGCUCUUGUGUGAGAAUGCUCGUAAAGGGGAGGAGUUUCUGAAUCAGAAAAUUGGAAUGUGGUUGAACGAUAGAAAUGUCAGCGUCGCAAAACAACUAUUUCUCAACAAGGGACUGUUCUCUGACGUGUGUUUCCUGGUGGAGGGUGUGGUUGUCCCUGCCCAUCGACUAGUACUGACCACACGAUGUGAGGUCAUGUCAGCCAUGUUGUCUGGAGCCUUCCAAGAGAGCACAGCUAACCAAAUAUCCAUCCCUGAUAUCCCAUUGGACACGUUUGUGUGUUUCCUAGAGUACCUGUACACUGACCACGCCCCCAUUGAGGAGGGGAACUCUAUGGAAAUAUUGAAGCUGGCUGACAGGUACGUGAUGAGUCGGCUGAUGUCACUCUGUGAACUGUACAUCUCCAAGCAUGUGGAGAGGGCCACUAAACAUUCCAUUGCAAAGGCUGACGUUGACGUUAUAGGACUCCUGCUCUUCUCACAGCUGCACAACGCGUCUCAACUCAGCAGUUGGUGCCUCCACUUCAUCUCAAGCAAUUUCGAUGUUUUUAAGGGAAACGAACAAUUCCUGCAAUUGGGCGAAGACAACCUCUCUUAUGUGAAGGAGCAUCGAUGGCCAUGUUACGAGGCCGCUAUGAACGAGUAUAAGACCAAGUACCUCAAUACUGAGGGGGAGGAGUCAGGUGACCCCUCCAGGACAUCGGACAAUGGAGCAGCUGUCAAGAGCCACAAGAGACGAGGACUCUCCCGACUGUUCAAAUAGACUGAACCUGUCACUCUGUUUGUGUUAGCAUUUUGUGUUUCAUUGAUUUUUAUUCCAUGCACAUUUUUAUUACAAUCUGCAAGACGUCCAUAAACGUUUUUUUACGAUCUCAAGACGUCCAUAAACGUUUUUCUCCAAUUUAUAAUAUAAUUGAUAUGCAUGCAUGCUCACUUGCUAUAUUGAUCACCAACUUUUGUUGUUGAUUAUAAUAGCUUGAAAA